Molecule: messenger RNA, 6274 nt
Organism: Eupeodes corollae
Lineage: Eukaryota; Metazoa; Arthropoda; Insecta; Diptera; Syrphidae
Gene: Pten
Product: serine-rich adhesin for platelets
Exons: 11
Coding region: 1143-5732 (1529 amino acids)
Biological process (GO): negative regulation of cell population proliferation; regulation of phosphatidylinositol 3-kinase/protein kinase B signal transduction; phosphatidylinositol dephosphorylation
Cellular component (GO): nucleus; plasma membrane; cytosol
Molecular function (GO): protein tyrosine phosphatase activity; phosphatidylinositol-3,4,5-trisphosphate 3-phosphatase activity
Source: RefSeq, a predicted model, not a curated record
UCUCUUUCACUUCAGAGUGGUGCCAGUCCAUUUUAAAAUCUAAACUGAUGGACGCCAUUCGUGUGUGAAGCUGUGAAGUGUUCGCAAAGUAUUUGGUGUUUUUUUUAUUUUAAGCUAAAUCAAAUUUUCUUCCCCUAAGGAAAAUGAUUAAUUUUCCCAUGAUCAUUCGAAAUCCGACCAAGUAAAACACGUUUCCGUGCAUAGAACGCAAUAAUGUCGCAUGCGUUAUAGAAAAAGAAAACUCCAAUUGUUCGACCAGGAACAAAAUUAUUAUUAAAUUAAACAACAAAAGAAAAAUAAAGAAAUGAAAGAUACAUUUUUGUUUCCUUGUUUUUUAUUUUUCCUUCAAAUUAUUUAAAAUUUUUAAAAAUUGUGCCAUAGUGUUGUGUGUGCUGAACGAAAAAUAGAAAUUGAGGAGAAAAUGUGAGAACACACGAGGAGAAUAGAGAAAACUUUGUGAUGUGAUAAAUAGAAUUUAUAUAGGAAGAAGAAUAACAGUUUCUGUUUCCGUGAGAUCGAGAAUUUCCUACAAUAAUUUUGUGUCUUGUGGUAUUUUUUUUCGGUUUGUUGAAAUCCCAUUCGACAUCCACUGAAAUACAUAAAACGGAUAGCAAGCAAAUAAUUAAAAAUGAGAGUCAAAUUACAAAUGAAUCGCAGUUAGCAGCAGGCAUCGUUUUUUGAUCUUGCAUCAGAAACUUUAACAUUUACAAAAAAAGAAGUAAAAAGUUUCAGUAAUGAAACCAAAUUUUAAUCCGAAUUUUAUGGCAGCUACAUUUGUUUAGCAUCUUAAAAAUCUAUAGAAAUCCACAAAUAAACCAGCAAAUAAGAAUAAAUGUUGGAACUUCCGUCGUCAUUACCACCCGUACAACAACAACCGCCCUUACAAAGAAAGGUGUCGUUUGCGGUGCAGUUGCUAGCGUCCACAUCAUUGCUAUCGUCUUUGAAACUAAUAAACGCAUCUCCAGCAGGAAACCUAAUACCAACAACUAAAAGAACAAGAACAAGGUCAAUAGCACUGAACCAAAGACCGUCUCCUAUGUUACGGUUUUCGAGAGAAACAACUUUGUCGUCAUAUUUAUUGUCGUCAUUAUCGUUAUUGAAUUUGUUGUCGCUGUCAUCGUUUUCAUCAACAAAUAGAACAAAUGAGUUCCUUCCAAAACGUUAAACUUAUUUCAACAAUAAUUCAACAAUUAUUCAACACCAAGAACAAGAAGAACAACAAAAAUUCACCACUUUUUGUAUUUGAACAAGACAAGGAACAAGUGCAUCAACUUCAAGAAAUUAAUCAAAACUCAACAAUUGUGAUCAAAUCAAAAGAUAGACAAAACAUAACCAGAAAGAAAGAAGCAUCCAAUUUAGCUGUAAGCGUUAGCGCCAGUAGAACAUUAAUAGGAAACAACACUAACGCUACCACGACGGAGAAUAAAGGAGAAAACGUAUUUUUAAUUUUUUACAAAAUGGCAAAUACUUUAUCAGUAUUGAUACGAAAUGUUGUCAGCAAGAAGCGCCGACGAUACACGGAAGGUGGCUUUAACUUGGACUUAGCUUAUAUUUGUGACAAUAUAAUUGCUAUGGGGUACCCAGGAGAAUACAUUCAAAGUGUGUUCAGAAAUCCCAUGAACGAUGUUUGUCACUUUUUCGAAGUCACACACCCAGAGCACUAUAAAGUCUAUAAUUUGCGCUCGGAAAAAGCUUACGAUGUCAACAAGUUUCAUGGUAGAGUUUCAGUGUAUGCGUUUGAGGACCAUAAUCCGCCAACAAUAGAACUGAUAGAUAAAUUUUGUAACGACGUAGAUCGUUGGCUAAAGACAGAUCCGAAUAAUGUUGCAGCUAUUCACUGUAAAGCUGGGAAAGGACGAACAGGAACAAUGAUUUGUUGUUAUUUGUUGUACAGUGGAAUUAAAACGAGAGCUGAGGAUGCACUUGCUUACUAUGGCGAAAAACGAACGAUGAACAAGAAAGGUGUAACGAUACCAUCCCAGAGGCGAUAUGUCCAUUAUUAUGCGAGACUGAUACGAUCGAAACUAAAAUAUGAGAGGCAAACGCUUCAGCUUUGCGGAAUUCGAUUCACACCUGCGACCGUGUUACAGGGCACUGUGCAAUGUUCAAUAUCGACAAUGGAAGAAAUUGAUUGCACAGAAACUCGAACAUCGAACAUUUCUGCGGGAUCUUGGACGAAAGUUACAGUAAAAGAACUGGACAGAUUUCCCAUAGAUUUUCGCAAAACACAUACUUUAGAACUGGAUGAACAGAAAGUGUUUGUUACUGGUGAUGUAAAAGUUGAAUUAAAGAAAAUCUUUCAUUUUUGGUUCAACUCGUAUUUUGUUUGUAAUACUGCCGUUACUGAAGGCGAUGGAGAGGAUAUGAAACUGAUUUACACACUUCCUAAAAAGGAAAUAGAUGAUGCUCACAAGGAUAAGGAACAUAAAUUGUUUUCUGAAGAUUUUAAGGUACAACUUGUGCUUAAACAAGUCUCCCCGCACUUUCAUAAUAAUGAUGACAGAAGUGACACCGCACUGCUUCGCCAGCACAAAAUUCAUAACAACCACGUGAAUAGCUUAACAACACACAAUGCCAAUAAGCUUACCUAUGAAUCAUCGUCGCCAAUACCAACAUCAAGUAAAAGUGGCGAUCCAACUUUUGAUGCUUUUCAUAAUUUAAUACAACAUCCAACAAUAGAACGAAGUAGAAAACCAACAAGUAUGCCACCAUUUGCACCGCCACACGGCGGUAAUAAUAGUGGCGGUAUUGCUGGUGGAAGUAGCAACAAUAUGCAUCUAAAUCACAAUAUGCAAAUGCGCCAUCAGCAGCAACAACAAUUGCAACAGAAACGCAGUAGUGAACCAACGCCGUCCGUAAAUCCCGAAUUAAUAAACCGAUCAAAUAAUAAAAAUCACAAUAGUAGUAGUCAUCAUCUACAACAACAACAACAGCAGCAACAGCAACAACAACAAUUGCUACAGCAGCAUACCCACCUCCAUCAUUAUCAGCAUCACCAGCACCACGAACAGCAGCAGCAGCAUCAGCAACAGCAGCAGCAGCAACAGCAAAUUGUGCUGAAUGCACCGAAGCAAUCGUCACAACAACAAAACAGCAGUAAUAUCCAUAAUACGAGCAGUAAUAGCAAUAGCAGUAGUAGCAGCAGCAUUAGCAGCCAGUCGACGUCUUCAUCGUCUUCAGCUGGCGUGGAAGGCGGUGGUGGCGGCAAUGAGGAGGACUGGGAAUCCGGUGAGUCUUCCAAAACUACUUCCACUUCUACUACCUUUACCACUACAACAACUACUACUCCUACCACAACUUCAUAUUUUCCAUAUAAACGUUUAGUAAGUCAGCCUGAUGAUGAUGAUGAUAGAAAUUCAAAUAAAAUAAAAAAUAAAAAUAAAAACAAGAAACAAGAUGAUGAUAGUCAUAGUGGUGUGCCCCUGAUCAGUUCUCAUAGUACCACAAGCACCACUACCACGACAAAAUCUUCAGCCAAUGCAGACAUAAUCACCAACACUAUUACCACAACAACAACAACAGCCAUGAGCCACAAAUGCGGCCAUCCUUUCCCCACUUUUCCACUACAAUCCUCAUCACCGUCGUUGGUGUCAAGUUUAAAAACGCUUCACGAAGAAAAGAUGCCACCUACACCGACACCAACACAAAAAUUCGAAGAAAGCCUUCCAUUUUCAAUUCCCUUACCUCUGCCAGCUGCUCCGUACCCAUCAUCUUCAAAUGGUCUCAAUCUAGCCUAUCCAAAACUUAACAUCACCCAAACAAUACCACCACCACCGGCGGCAACGCCUAUUAAAUCUCGUCACUUAAAUUUCUUUCAUAGAAAAUGCCACGAAACACCGUGCUUUUCCGACACUUGCAUUCAGAUAAAGUCUCCUACGACUACAACGAUGACGACGUCCACAACGACCACCAUCACUCCUACAAAAUGCACAACAGCCCGUGACAAAUUCCUCAAACUCAUCAAUAGUCAACGUUUUAAAGCAAAAGCUAUUAGCCCGGCUCUGGGUUCAAGUCUGGCCAUAAAUUGUGCUGGCGGUGUUUCUUCUCCAGCAGCACAAACUCAGCAACUCCUCAAGAAAAAGAAAGUCAAAAGUAAACAAAUUCCACCGACAAAGAAAACUUUUCAAUGGCUUCAAAGUUACUUCAAAGUCGAUCCGGAUUUUCACGAGAACCUCUCGCAGCAAACGACCAUACCGAUGAUGGGCCGACGCAACAGUGCGAGUAGUGUUACUGGUCGUAUACAUUUGAAUUCCAUCGGUAGUGCUGCAAGCGGAGGAGGAACAAGAGCAGGCUCUGUAGAAAAGGGUGGUCUACUCCUGGAGUCUAUAGAGGAUGAUUUACAUUUUGUUGGCAUUGGUUCAAAAAACCGCCUAGACAAGGCUAGUUUAGAAGGUGGUGGUGAGGCUUCCAUUGUAAUGGAAUAUCGCUUCAGAGCACCCACAAAUGAUAGCGCUGAAUUGAAUACAAUAUUACUUGGCACCUCACCCGCUAACAAGGCUAUCCGUAAUAUUGUUGAUAUAGGAACACAGCUAAACCCAUUAACUCCCGCUAGAAAUUUGGAAUUCACAUAUGGCAAUCGUGAGUCAAAAAACCAUCAGCCAUCACCUUUAGAUGGAAACUUAAAAUGCAAUGCAAGCUCCUCUCAUCUAUUCUCCAGUGAUGAUCAAAAAGCGUCAAAGGGUAGCAAUAAUAAUUUAAUGCAUGAUCUAUGUGUUCCCUAUUCGAAUAUGUAUUUAGAGUCCGAAUUAGAAAACAGUGCUGCAAACACUGAGUACAAUCACGAUGGCUACUACUCAUCCAAAUGUGAUAAUCAAUUGAGUCCUAAAAACUCUUCAAGCAAAUGUCCUCGUUCCCACUCGGAUAUUCUCGAUCUCAAGCCGGCCAUAACACAUCAAAUGCUCCUGCGGCAAGUGGAGGAGCAUUUGUUGCCUACAACAAGUGCCGCCGCCACAAAAAAAAGUGAUGGAAUUGUGAUUGCCAAGCCAAUCGACUCUCAAUCGAUUGGAUUCAAUUUAGAAACAGUUUCUCCUCCUUCUGCUUCUGUUUCUUCUCCUUCUUCUUCUUCUUCUUGUCCUUCUCGUUCUCCUUCUAUUUCUUCUGUUCCUGCUUCCAAUCCCAAUCCCAAUCAAAUUCAAAAUCCUCCUGAUGAAGAUUGCGAUGUGUUCGAUUCAUCGUCGACCUUUAAAGCAACUCCAGCUAGGCGGAAAACAUAUGUUGAUUCCGUUCUCAAUUUAACGAUAAUUAAAACCGAUAACUCAGAAACGUGUGGCGCUGGUAGUUGUGGUGAUGUUGGUGAUUAUAACGACAGCUGCUGUACAAGUGAAGUUGCCUCACGUAAACCCAAAACUGGUGGAAGCAGUAGCAGCAGCAGUGGCUACUGCUGCACCAGCGAGGGCAGCCAAAGUAUCAGUUCGACCAGCAGCAGUGGUGUGGUGGAUAACAUAAGCAGCAGUAGCACCUCUUUUAGUUUAGAACGAAAUAGUUUAGACGGUGGCAGCAACACUGUUAUGGUUGUAGAUUCAAAGAAAAAACUAUCCCUUCCAACGCCUGAAAUUGAGAAGGGUGCUGGUGAAAUUGGUAUAACGAACAAUCGAAGCAGUAGUUAUAGUUAUAAUCGUAAUAUUAAUUUAAAUAAUAAUAAUCAUAGCAAUAUUAGUACAUUUUUAGAAUCGACAUCCAUGCCGGCGUCGUCGUCGUUGUCAUCGUCGAGUAGUAGUUCAAUCGAUAAAUAACGACUAACAUUUUUUAGUAGUUGGUUUCUUUUAUUCGUUUUCGAUUUCGUUUAUAUUUUUAUAAUUUUUUUUUUUAAGCCAAUCCGUAUCAACUACUGAUUUAUUAUUAAAAAGAAUAAUUGUCUGUCUCUCUCAUCCCAUUAUAAUUAUUUUCCUCUCUCACACUUUCUCCCCCCUUUUUCUCAAUAAAUAAAUAAAUAAAAUUGAAAUCAAAAAAAUAUAUAUUCUAUAUACAGAAACGAAUUACAUUGAUUUUUAUUUUAAGUUGUUUAAUUAAUAAAAAUGAAAAAAAGAAAAAGAAGGCGAAAACAAAAAUAGUUCGUUAUUUUUUCUGUUGUUGUUUGUUUUAUUAUUAAUUAUUAUCUUUGUUAUUUAAAUUUUCUGGAUUUAGUGCUAAAAAAAAACAAACGUUUUCUUUUUUUGAUGAUUCUGUAUACAAAUUUAUUAUGAUAAAUAUCUAUUUUUUAAAAGAAAAAGAACACACACAAUAUUUUUGAGGAAGUUACAAUAAUUCAAAAAAAAAACAAAGAAAUGUCAUCUGU